AUGACAGAGGUAGCUCCUAAAUCUGUGACAUACUGUGACGUCUGCUCGUUCCCUCCAGAGUACUGUGAGUUCGGGGGCCAGUUCAGAAAGUGCAGAGAGUGGCUCAGUGACAACCACAAGGAAAUCUUUGAAAAGUUGUAUAGUGAUGCUGCUUUGGCCAACGCUACACUGACCUUGUCCAUCGAGAAGGAGGAGAAGAUGCACAAGGACUUGGAGAAGAAACAGGCCAAGGAAGAGGCCAAGGCUGAGCGUGAGUUGAAGAAGAAGCUUGCGUCGAAGGUUGUGAUCAAGAGAAUCGAAAGAAACAGAAGAAAGCACGUCAUUUCGAUUGGAGGUUUGGAAGUGUUCAACAUUGACAUGAAGAAGUUGUCCAAGACGUUUGCUCAGAAGUUUGCCACUGGUGCUUCUGUGGUGAAGAAUGCUGAAAAGAAGGACGAGAUUGUUGUCCAGGGUGAUGUCAGUGACGAGGCCAGAGCUUAUAUUGAAAAGUUGUUGGAGGAGAAGGGCCUUGAUGAAGUGAAGGUGGAGCAGAUUGACGACAAGAAGAAGAAAAAGCGUGAGGAGGCUGCUGCCGCUGCCGCUGCCAGUGGCAAGGGCAAUUAG
This is a messenger RNA of Candidozyma haemuli, 603 nucleotides long. RefSeq lists its product as uncharacterized. The record is from RefSeq and is a predicted model, not a curated record. Gene Ontology annotation, biological process: translation reinitiation; formation of translation preinitiation complex. Gene Ontology annotation, molecular function: mRNA binding; translation initiation factor activity. The transcript has a single exon. NCBI's taxonomy places the organism in Eukaryota, Fungi, Ascomycota, Pichiomycetes, Serinales, Metschnikowiaceae. Bases 1 to 603 code for a protein of 200 amino acids.